Molecule: messenger RNA, 1644 nt
Organism: Erigeron canadensis
Lineage: Eukaryota; Viridiplantae; Streptophyta; Magnoliopsida; Asterales; Asteraceae
Product: ribulose bisphosphate carboxylase/oxygenase activase, chloroplastic-like
Exons: 7
Coding region: 91-1428 (445 amino acids)
Cellular component (GO): chloroplast stroma; thylakoid
Molecular function (GO): ribulose-1,5-bisphosphate carboxylase/oxygenase activator activity; ATP binding; ATP hydrolysis activity
Source: RefSeq, a predicted model, not a curated record
UCCUCUAUCUCCCAACUCGAUCAUCCACCUGAUCACUUUCACUUUCAUUUCUACUCCUCACUUCACUUCAUUUUCCUAAUCCUUGCAUCCAUGGCCACCGCCGUCUCAACCUUUGGAACCGCCGUCAACCGUGCUCCCUUGAGUUUGAACGGAAGCAGUGGUGUCGCUGCGGUCCCAAGCUCAAGUUUCUUGGGCAGCAGCUUGAAGAAGAUCGUGAACUCAAGACACACGAUCAACAACAACAGGUUAUCAACUUUCAAAGUCUUGGCUGCAGAGAAAGAAAUCGAGGAAACCCAACAAACAGACAAGGACAGAUGGAGGGGUCUUGCAUACGAUAUGUCUGAUGAUCAACAAGACAUCACAAGAGGUAAGGGUAUGGUUGAUUCUCUCUUCCAAGCCCCUCAAGACGCAGGAACCCACUUUGCAGUCAUGAGUUCCUACGAGUACAUCAGCACUGGGCUUCGCCAAUACAACUUGGACAACAACAUGGGUGGAUUCUACAUUGCACCUGCUUUCAUGGACAAACUUGUGGUUCACAUUACCAAGAACUUCAUGACUUUGCCUAACAUCAAGGUUCCUUUGAUUCUUGGUGUCUGGGGAGGAAAAGGUCAAGGAAAAUCUUUCCAAUGUGAACUUGUGUUUGCCAAGAUGGGAAUCACACCUAUCAUGAUGAGUGCCGGAGAAUUGGAAAGUGGAAACGCCGGAGAACCAGCUAAGCUCAUCAGACAACGGUACCGUGAGGCUGCUGACAUCAUCAAGAAGGGGAAAAUGUGUGCCCUGUUCAUCAAUGAUCUUGAUGCAGGGGCAGGUAGAAUGGGUGGAACCACACAAUACACGGUCAACAACCAGAUGGUCAACGCUACCCUUAUGAACAUUGCUGAUAACCCAACCAAUGUCCAACUCCCUGGAAUGUACAACAAAGAAGAGAACCCCCGUGUCCCCAUUAUCGUCACAGGAAACGAUUUCUCCACAUUGUAUGCCCCACUUAUCCGUGAUGGACGUAUGGAAAAAUUCUACUGGGCUCCAACCAGAGAAGACCGGAUUGGAGUGUGUAUCGGUAUCUUCAGGACAGACAACAUCUCUGAGGAGGCCAUUACUAAACUUGUCGAUACUUUCCCAGGACAAUCCAUCGAUUUCUUUGGCGCGUUGAGGGCAAGAGUGUACGACGAUGAAGUGAGGAAGUGGAUUGGAGAUGUGGGAGUUGAGACCAUUGGAAAGAAGCUUGUGAACUCGAGGGAGGGACCCCCGACAUUUGAGCAACCCAAGAUGACACUCGAGAAGCUCCUUGAGUACGGGUGGAUGCUUGUCAAGGAACAAGAGAAUGUCAAGAGAGUCCAAUUGGCGGAUACCUAUUUGGCAUCCGCGGCUCUUGGAGAUGCUAACAAGGACGCCAUUGACAGCGGGGCAUUCUUUGGCAAAAAAGAAUAGAAAGCGUGUGUCGAUCGGGUGGGUGCUCAAAGGUGCACUACUCGUUGCAGCAUUUAUACAUUAAUUCCAAAGCCUUUUUAAGGGAAGAUUAUUAGUGUUUUAUUCUCCUGAGGAUGUCAAAUAUUAUGUGUUUUUUACAUCUAUUUCUGUGGAUUUCUUUACUCAUGUGUUUCUGUAAAUUUUUGUUUCCUGGUAGAAAAAUUCGCUUUGGUUUCA